Molecule: messenger RNA, 1089 nt
Organism: Triticum turgidum subsp. durum (durum wheat)
Lineage: Eukaryota; Viridiplantae; Streptophyta; Magnoliopsida; Poales; Poaceae
Source: the annotation of a GenBank genome assembly
AUGGAAAUCCCUUCUCUAGAUGAGUUCAUGCAUUUGCGUGUUCUAGACUUUGGUGGAUGUCGUCAAUUGGAAAACCAUCAUCUAGUAAAUAUAGGGAGGUUGUUUCAUUUAAAGUACUUGAACCUCAGGCACCUUGGGGUAAGUGAGCUUCAAGAACAAAUCAAGCAUCUACAAUACCUUGAGAUGUUGGACCUAAGAGACACCAAUGUACGUGAAUUGCCGAGAGCAAUUGCUAAUCUCAGUAGCUUGGUGCAUCUACUUGUUGACAGUGGUGUCACAUUUCCUGAUGGAGUUUUGAAAAUGCAAGCAUUGGAGAUAUUGAAACAGGUCGAAGCCCUCGGUCAGUCUUUGAACUUUCUCCAAGAACUCGGGCAGCUGAAGAAUCUGAGGAAGAUAUACCUUGAUCUGUUUGAUGUUCCAGUAAUUGGGGUUACCAAGGAGUGCUGCAAGAGUUUCAUUGGCUACAAAUCUCUCCGCAACUUGGGCACGCAGAACCCCCGUUCUGUAACUGUCUGGCAUGGCAGCGGCUUCUUACUGGAACCGUGGUACCCUGCCCCGCGUAGCCUCGAGAAGCUAAUUACUUGGCGUUCAGCAGUUCCUUGUGUUCCAGAGUGGGUGGGUUCCCUCGUCAACCUGCAGAAGUUACGCCUUGAAGUGGAGAGUCUUGGGCAACAAGAUCUGUGUAUACUUGGAGCCUUACCUGUUCUUCUCACUCUGGAUCUCGAAAAAACAACAAAAUCAUCAGAAGGCAAGCUCAAUGUCAGUGGAGGAGAUGGGUUCCGAUUCCUGAGGAACUUGCGUUAUAAUAUGAUGCUAAUGUUUGCACAAGGAUCUAUGCCCAAGCUUGAAAGGAUCAAGAUUUAUCUAGCCAAAACAGAGUCUCUCAUUGGUGACACCUAUGACUUCGGGUUGGAGAAUCUCCCCUGCCUCAUAUAUGUUGAAUGCAGAGUGAGUGGCAACGCAAGCGCUCAAGGUGGUGUUGAGGCUGCAAAGGCUGCCAUGGAGAGAGCAGCUAUGGCAAAUCCCAACCAUCCUAAACUACUCUUUGUGAAUCGCAGUCUACCAGCAAAGUUGCAUAAUGGAUGCUAA